This is a messenger RNA of Emiliania huxleyi CCMP1516, 1770 nucleotides long. RefSeq lists its product as hypothetical. Gene Ontology annotation, molecular function: DNA polymerase binding. The coding region runs from base 1 to 1770 and encodes 589 amino acids. Gene Ontology annotation, biological process: DNA repair. NCBI's taxonomy places the organism in Eukaryota, Haptophyta, Isochrysidales, Noelaerhabdaceae. The transcript is spliced from 18 exons. The record is from RefSeq and is a predicted model, not a curated record.
AUGUUCCACCGCGAGGAGGAGCUGCGCCUCACCGCCGUCCACGGCUUUUUACUGCUGCUACACGGCACCGCCGACGCCGACCGCGCCGCCGACGGCGCGCUCCAGUUCCAGCUCGAGCUGCUCGGCUUCAUCCGCCGGGUCGCCUGGCCCUUGCCCCACCACCACCUCGCCUCGAUCCGCUCGGUGCUCUACGGCGGCCUCGUCGCCGCCUUCGAGCAGCAGCCGCCCCUGCGCGACCUCGUCGCCGAGCUCCUCGCCUCGCAGCUGCGAACCUACCUCGCCUCCGACCCGGCCGACGCCCCGCCGGACGAGCUUGACGGCGCGGAGGCGGAGGCGCCGCUGGACCUGCGCGCGUGCCUCCACGCCACCACCAGCGCCGCCGGCGACGACGUCGUCGUGAUUCUCGAGCCGCUCCCGGACCUGAUCCGCGCCGUGACGCGGUGUGCGCACGCCUCGGACGGCACGGCGGCACCGAGCGGCGCGAUGCGCACCCUCGGCGGCAUGGUGGGCCAGAUGGUGGCCGGUUUCUGCCGCUGCUCUCUGCGCUCGCUUGGGCUAUCGGACAAGGUCGAGCUCUCGCAGGCCAGCGCGCACUCGGCGAUGACACUCGCGACGGCGGGGAUGCUCGAGCGCGUGCUGGAGGCGCUCAUCGAGUGGACCGUCCUCUGCCCCGCGCACGUCUCGGCGGGCGGCGCGACGCAAGAAGGCGAAGAGGCGGCCGCCGUCACAUCGCCGGGCCCCUCGCAGCUCACCGCCUCCUCCAAGCUGUUGCCCGAGAGCGCGCGCGUGCUGUACAAGCUGCUGGUCGACGUGCAGGCGCGGCUCAAGGAGGGGAGGCCGGCCACCAAGGCCAAGGGCCGGAAGGCGGUGUCGAUUCCGAAGUUCGGCGCCUACGGCCUCUCGCUCGCCGCCUGCGAGGCGGUGCUCGGCUCCAUCGCCUCGGACCAGGCUGUCCAGUCCUCGGGACGCGCCUCGCACUUUGUGCGGCACGUGUUGCGCGCGUGCGAGGCGCAGGCGCGCCGCAUCGCCGCCGACGCGGCCGCCGCCAUCCGCGCCGGCCUGCUGCAGCCGAGCGAGGCCAACAGCCGCGAGGUCGCCUCCCACGACGCUCCCCGCACUCUGUCUGCAGGCCAGCUGCAGCUGAGCGAGGCGCACUUGCGCGACCUGCGCUCCGCGCAGACCGGCAAGGAGGCGCCGUCGGGCCGGCUGGGCAACAACCCGCUCACGGGCGAGAAGGAGGCGGAGGCGGCCACGGCCAUCGCGGCGCAGCUCUGCGCCGUCCUCCCCGCCAGCCGCCUCAAGAAGCCCCUGGCCUGGUCGGCGGCGGCGCACCUGUCGACGGCGGUGCGCAAGGCGUUCCUCGCCACACACCUCCGCCUCGAGCGCGCGAGCGGCACGCACCGCGCCGGCAGCCUCUCCGUCGCCAAGGAGACGAAGAGCGAGGGCGGUGAGUGGCUACGCGAGCGGCCCGAGAAGCUCGAGAUGCUCGAGGAGGGGAGCGCCAACAGCGUCGAGCUGGGCGAGCUCUCGCAGGCGUACGCGCACCUGUCCCGCGUCGGCGAGGCCGCGCGCCGGCCGGAGGCCGACGACAAGGAGGCCGAGCGCGCCGCCGACGCGCUCGAGCGCGCGCUCUGCGACCGGUACACGCAGGUGGUGUCGGUGCUGCGCCUGCUGCUCAAGUCUCAGAUCGAGGGCAGCCCGGCGCAGGGCCUGCUGAAGCUGGCGGGAGGCGCGGACGCGUCUCUUCACGCGCGCACGCGCUCCGAGUAG